This is a messenger RNA of Protobothrops mucrosquamatus (brown spotted pit viper), 765 nucleotides long. RefSeq names its product Kruppel like factor 9 (gene KLF9). Gene Ontology annotation, molecular function: DNA-binding transcription factor activity, RNA polymerase II-specific; RNA polymerase II cis-regulatory region sequence-specific DNA binding. Gene Ontology annotation, biological process: regulation of transcription by RNA polymerase II. The record is from RefSeq and is a predicted model, not a curated record. Bases 1 to 765 code for a protein of 254 amino acids. The transcript is spliced from 2 exons. NCBI's taxonomy places the organism in Eukaryota, Metazoa, Chordata, Lepidosauria, Squamata, Viperidae.
AUGUCCGCGGUGGCCUACAUGGACUUCGUGGCUGCCCAGUGCUUGGUCUCCAUUUCCAACCGCUCCGUGGCCCAGCCGGACGUGACCUGCGAAGCCGACGAGGUCCUGAAGAUGCCCGAGGAGGAGGAAGCCGCCGCCGCCGCUGCCGCCGUCGUGACCAAGGAAAUGAACGACCCCCGCGACGCCUGGAAGGAUUAUUGCACGUUGGUGACCAUCGCCAAGAGCUUGCUGGACUUGAACAAAUACAGACCCCUCCCCGCCCCUUCUUCCAUCUGCAGCGACAGCGUGGAGAGCCCCGACGAGGACAUCGGCUCCGACAGCGACGUGACCACCGAAUCGGGCUCCAGCCCUUCCCACAGCCCGGCCGAGGGCCAGGAGGCUGCCCGCGGGGCCGGCGCCUUGGCGCUCCUGCACGGCGGAGGGCCGGCCAAAGGGAAGCUGGCCGCCGAAAAGAGACACAAGUGCCCCUACAGCGGCUGUGGCAAAGUGUACGGCAAGUCCUCCCACCUCAAAGCCCACUACCGAGUGCACACAGGUGAACGACCUUUUCCUUGUACAUGGCCAGAGUGCCUUAAAAAGUUCUCUCGCUCCGAUGAGCUAACAAGGCACUACCGAACCCACACUGGGGAGAAGCAGUUUCGAUGCCCACUUUGUGAGAAGCGGUUCAUGCGGAGCGACCAUCUCACCAAGCAUGCCCGUCGCCAUACUGAAUUCCACCCUAGCAUGAUCAAGCGAUCUAAAAAGACCAGCUCUGCCUCCUUUUGA